Molecule: messenger RNA, 909 nt
Organism: Babesia microti strain RI
Lineage: Eukaryota; Apicomplexa; Aconoidasida; Piroplasmida; Babesiidae
Product: Leucine Rich repeats (2 copies)
Exons: 3
Coding region: 1-909 (302 amino acids)
Molecular function (GO): protein binding
Source: RefSeq, a predicted model, not a curated record
AUGAAAAAUUGUUACCAAGAAUCGGUGGAAUUGGAAGUAGAUUCAUGCGAUGAAAGUGUCGAGGUACAAUGCAGUAAAGUUAGCAGAAUAGCUAACUUGGAUAGAUGUCGCAAGCUCAAGAAACUUGCACUGAUUUCAAAUCGCAUUAUCAAAAUUGAGAAUUUGACCCAUAAUCUAUUGCUGGAACACCUUGAUCUGUACCAAAAUAAAAUAGAGGUUAUAGAAAAUCUUGGUCAUCUCACCAAAUUAAGAAUAUUAGACUUGUCAUUUAAUGAGAUAACUGAAAUCAAAGGAUUGGAAGGAUUGGAAAUGUUGGAAGAAUUAUACCUGUCUAGCAAUAAGAUUACUGAAAUAAAGGGAUUAGAUAAUUGUCUAAACUUGACUGCGCUCGAAUUGGGUAACAACAAGAUCCGGAAGAUAGAGGGUUUGGACAAAUUGUUGAAGCUCAAGUCUCUGUGGUUGGGUAAAAAUAAGAUCACUUCAAUGAAGCUACCACAUUUGCCAUGUCUUGAGAGGUUGAGUUUGCAAAACAAUCGAUUAAAGGAAUGGGACAUGGGAAUCACCAAACUUACUAAUUUAUGUGAAUUGUAUUUGAGCCACAAUAUGUUGAGUAAUCCGCCAAAUUUGUCACAAAUGGCCUUAAAGAUAGUUGAUCUUGGAAAUAAUGAAAUAACUAGACUAGAUGAGCUUGCCAAAAUAGACUUGGUGGAAUUGUGGCUAAACAACAACUUCAUUGACAAUAUAGAGCCAUUGAAUGAUAUGAAAAAACUACAAGUGCUGUACCUUGAAGGAAAUCCGGUGCAGCAUAGACUAGGCCCAUCCUACCGCAAUCAAAUUCUGCAAUGUUGCACGACAAUUUCUCAGCUGGACGCCAAUAUAAUCUCGGACCGUGUAGCCCAGUCCCUAUAG